Molecule: messenger RNA, 597 nt
Organism: Bacidia gigantensis
Lineage: Eukaryota; Fungi; Ascomycota; Lecanoromycetes; Lecanorales; Ramalinaceae
Exons: 4
Coding region: 1-597 (198 amino acids)
Cellular component (GO): peroxisomal membrane
Source: RefSeq, a predicted model, not a curated record
AUGGAUGCCUUCAAGGCGAACGUGAAUAGCAUCUUGCUCAAUCCUCAAUACUCUAAAUCCCUUGCCCUCAUCAAAGGUGCUCGCAAUGGUGCAGUCUACGGAGCCAAAGUCCGCUUCCCUCAUGCUCUUGUUAUGGUCAUGCUUUUCCGCUCUGGCUCCCUACGCUCCAAACUUGCUUUAGUUCUGAAAGCCACUCGCCAGCAUGCUCGUAACCUUGCCACAUUUGCCCUCGUGUACAAAGCAAUGGUAGCCCUGCUACUACGUGCCUCUCCUACAAAAAAGGAAGAAUCAUGGCACACUUUUCUGGCUGGACUUGUUGGCGGCUACUAUGUCUUUGGCCGAGGUAUACAGAGCUCUGUGAAUCAGCAAAUCGUGAUCUACAUAUUUGCAAGAGUAGCAUUAGGAGCUGCGAAGCUGGCAGUGCAGAAUCGAAGCGAGGGCGGCUGGGGCUUGUUGGGGUAUAAAGACCGCCAGACUGUGAAGGUCAAUGCUUGGCCCGUAUUUGCCAGCUUGAGCUGGGCGAGCGUUAUGUGGCUAUUCCGGUACCACCCUGAAGUACUACAGCCGAGCCUGAAGAGUAGCAUGCAGUACAUGUAA